GAAGUCGCUCAGCGGUGGUAGUAAACAUGGCCAUGCUGUCGGUGACCGCUGGGCUUCCUGUCACUUUUACGACUCAUUUCUUGUCUUUUUAAAUAGAAAGCCUGCCUUCAUUCACUUUGGCUAUCAAACAGCUGACAAAGCCGCUCACCUCAGUGCAUUUCCCACUUUUUAGAGUGUUUUUUUUUUGCCCUCGGUGCUGUGCUAGCUGGCUAACACCAAUGCAAAAUGAAUUGUCCCUUCAACACAAAUAUAAACUCACAGCUGUAUACAGAAGAGGAGGCCCUCGUUAUUGAAAAUGUGGUCAAAGCCGCUAUAAGUGCCGUGGUUGACGCGAUUUUCAAAACCGCCGAUGCCAAAGUAAUGAACUUCCAGAGGAUGGUGGCCGAGAGGGACAAAGAGAUCAGCCGGCUGGAGUUGAAGUUGCAGCAGACAGAAAAUGAUUUGAAGGCAUUUGUUGCACAGAGAGGCCGCUUCGCCUCGGUGUCAGGAGAGGAGGAUUCAGGCUGCGGCAGACCUUGUAGUGAGAGCGAAAUGAAAAAUGAACACGAUGUGAAAGUGGAGUUCCCCAGUCUUGGGACGAGAUCGCCUUCGUCAGUCUCUGCAGAGUGCGAAGACGGCAGAUCUGCAGCUUCGUCCUCCCAGCCGAUCUCCGACUCGUCAGACAGAGCUGCAGACUCGGUGUCACCUGCUAGUCAAGCCACCGUUCCUGUGGUCAAAAAGGAGCGUCCUGCCAUCGACUCCGUCUUCAUCAAACAGGAGAUGUGUGAGCAGAGGCUUGCAGGCGACGAGGGCAGCAGGCCGGCGAAUGGACACGGACACAGCCCCGUGACGAAAAGAAAGCUGACGAAUGCUGAGAGACAGAAACGCUACAGAGAAAAAUGCCGUGCUACCCCUGAAGGUCUGCGCGCUUACAAGGAGAGGGAGCGUCUCAGGUACUACAUGAGGAACAGGGUGCUGAUAUCAGAGAUGUCCGAAGAGACCAAGAGACAGAAGAGGGCAGCCUGGAGAGCUGCUGCCAGACGGGCUCGCGAUCGCAAACUGAUCAAGAAAAAUGUUACAGAACUCGACCACCUAGCGCAGGUGGACCCCUCAAAGCCCUGGCUCCUCCCCCACAGCACAGACACACACAAAGGCCCUCCUUGACGCAGACCUCGCACUAGCAGUCACACAGCUGAAGUUAAUACCUGGAUCUCAGGAAAGUUUGUUUUAUUGUAUUUUACUUUAUUUUAUACACAGAUGCCAAGUUGUCGGCAAAAGGCUUCUCAGUUGUUUCAUUAUUUUGUUAAUGCCUGAAGAUUUGGUUUCACAAGGUAACAUUCAUCACACUGGACAGUUUGUACAGUGUUACUCAUUAAAAUAUCAAAUUAGUGUUCCCGGCAAUAAAAUGAUAUUUCGCAAAAAGACUCUUUGUAACUUCGAAGGUAUGCAUGACGCAAACAAUGCCAAGGUCACUUACUCACUGAGCCGUGUUGAAGUCUGUCUUUAAUUAGAAGUGUAGGUGGAGAUAAUGUGGUUUAAAUUGUGGAUGACUAACGUGAAAAGAAGAAGGUCCUCCGGUGUCUCCAGUGUUUGUAUAAGGAAGAGCGUCUCCUCAGGAAAACACGGUCUACCUUCUGUUUCUCAGUUGGCUUUGGUUUUCAGUCUUGCGUACCUGUCUUUAAAAAAAAAAAAAAAAAAAAAAUCCAGGUAUAUGUCUGUAUG
Myripristis murdjan (pinecone soldierfish) is the source of this 1701-nucleotide messenger RNA. RefSeq lists its product as uncharacterized. The record is from RefSeq and is a predicted model, not a curated record. The transcript has 4 exons. NCBI's taxonomy places the organism in Eukaryota, Metazoa, Chordata, Actinopteri, Holocentriformes, Holocentridae. The coding region runs from base 226 to 1143 and encodes 305 amino acids.